Owenia fusiformis is the source of this 2243-nucleotide messenger RNA. The record is from the annotation of a GenBank genome assembly. NCBI's taxonomy places the organism in Eukaryota, Metazoa, Annelida, Polychaeta, Sabellida, Oweniidae.
AGAACACUUUGCUAUAUAAGGAACAGUAAAAAGAGAUAAAUGUUACAGAAGUGAAUGACACAGACGCAGACGUCGCCGUACCUAUUUUAGUUUCCUGAAUUCGAAGAACACUGUGACAUAGAGGGCAUGGAAAACAGUGGUAAAUAUCAAGAAAUAGAACGAGAAAUUAAAGAGACAGACGCUGGAAUUAUUUAAAUAAAAAUGGGAAAUAAAUUGCAGUUUAACAUUGCAUGCCUGCAGAAACCAACAAGCGUAGUUAACAACUGAAAUGAAUUCUAAAACUUAUAUUUAACCGAAAUAGACAAUUGAAAACUAAACUAAGCAAUGGAAUACAAAACAAGAAUAUGGAUGUUGAACCGCUAAGAUAAAUAUUGAAAUAUAUCGGGUGACACAAAAUGGUUAAACUACUGAAGACACUUUGCAUAUUGCUGGUUUUUAUUAUGCUGGCACAAUUACUCGUAUUAUUUAAAAUCUCUAAAGGGAACGUUGGUGCCGUCUCUAAUAAAGUUGCUUUAAACGCGCAGCAUGACCUGGACCCGCCUAUUAAAUUCGAGAAUUCCCCGAAUGAAGACUGGCCUCAGAAACAAGGCAAUGAUCCAUUUCGACGAGACCGCAUGCCGCUAUGUAUCGCCAUCUUAGCAGGAACGCCACCUGGUAGAAGGAAAAAUGCAGUUCCACGCUUACUUUAUAAUUUAGUUGAAUUUGCUGAGGUACCUACUAAAAAUAUACACGUGUUUUAUGAGAAUAUCGAUCCUAGGGAUCUAACUUAUGAUUCAGAUAGACUUCGAGUUUUGAUCCAUUCAUCUAAUGGCCCAGUUUCAGCCUCCAACAAUGUUCCCGAGAUUAACGCUCAUAAGUUAAUUCGUCCGAACCUAACUAAGAUUGAAAAGAAAGUCAUAGAUAGACAGAACUUUAACCUUGGAGGUAUAGGAUUUAUGAAGGUCUUUAAUAAUGGUCAAAGGAAACCCCGUUCAACUAAAACUAAGCUGCGAAAAUACAUGACAAUCACCCAAAACUACAAGUUCAUGCUUGAUCGCAUUUUCAAGGAUCUAAAUUAUAAAUACUGCACUAUAUUAGAGGAUGAUUUACUUCUGUCUAUGGACGCCGGAGACUAUCUGGAAGCUGGGAUUACAUUAAUGGAGAAAGACUCAACAAUUAUGUCCGUGUCACUAUUCAACGAUAAUUCUUUCAGCUGGUGUGCAAGUAAUGAAACAUUUUUUCAUCGAGUGGAACACUUUGGAGGACUUGGCUUUCUUAUGUCAGGGAGACACUACGUUGAUCUAAUCAGUCCGAAGCUUAACAUAGACGUACCAUGGGACACAACAUUUGAAUAUGAACUCGGAAUUAAUAAAUUGGUGACUAUUAUACCAGAAGUUUCCCGUUCAUUGCACAUGGAAAACCAAGCAGUGAAUACGCCCAGUGACCUACUCAUCCCAGGGGAUAACACUGAAGCCAUAUCCAUGUACAACGGUCGACAUAUCAAACACACGUUUGAUAACCUACAGGAGGCAGAAUAUGAUGAAUUUAUCACACGAUUCGUUCGUGAAGCUUAUCAUAUUGACCAUAUUGAAGAUGUAGCCUUUUUUUCCUCAAGGGAAGAUGAACGAGUAAAUAAUUUUGUGUUUACAAACUGUGAUACCCCUGAAGAGUUGGGCAAAGUGAUGGAAUCACUUAGAUUGGUUGGAAUGGGUAAUGGAGGGGUCGUAAGAGGCGUUUAUAAGGAUACAGUAUUCUUGCGUCCAUAUGGCAGUCAAGUUCUCAUAGUAUGUAAGCCCUCAAUUUGGUACCAAUUGGCCAACAGCGCUCCUAGUACCACGGAUCUUAUACGUACAUUUGUCGACGAAAGGGCAUUUAGGCGUCUCGAAGAAACGAUGGGGCGUUCAAAGAUUGGAGUUCUAUACAGACUAGAAAACUUUGGAUAUGAAAUACGAAAAGGAAGGAGUGGACAGUCGUGUUUCGAUGUUUGCACUUCCCACAAUGAAAUCUGUGAUACAGAUGGAAUAGCUAUACUUGACACUAAUUGUCGUAUCUUAAAGGAGUUAGCCCCUGAGUAUAAAAAUUGUAAAGGGGCGCCCAAGUCUAUAUAUAAAAGCAAGGGAUUCUAUUUGCCGGCUAUGGAUCGUGCAGGAGACUGGGUAAUAUCCAAAAGGAAACCAACAUUUUAUUUCUACAACUGCCAUGCAUUUAAAUAUGGAUUCAAUCGCAUUUGCGCCUGUAAAUGGAAAGCCAAUGAGUUUGAUUAA